Molecule: messenger RNA, 507 nt
Organism: Caenorhabditis bovis
Lineage: Eukaryota; Metazoa; Nematoda; Chromadorea; Rhabditida; Rhabditidae
Source: the annotation of a GenBank genome assembly
AUGUCGUAUCCGAUUACUGAACCAGGAUUCGCAAUCGUACUCUCCAUUCUCGGACUGAUAUCAGGCGGCAUCCAAAUUUUCAAUGAAGAAGACAAUUCGAUGAAAAUUCCGCAUUUCCUCGGAAUCGGAAUCAACGUCAUCGCGUUGCUCGGAGCUGUUCACAACAGCCCAUUCCCACUGCGCAUCAUUGUUUGGCUCACUCUUAUCAAUGUCGUUAUCGAGUUCCUUCUUAUUCUGAUUUUACCGGUGCUCAUGUCCUCCCAAAUCGCUUCUGGAUAUACCGAAGGGCUCGCAUUCUUGACUCCGAAAAUGAAGGAGCUUAAUGCAGAAAAAUUUAACGAUCAAGAGCGAUUCUUCAUGGGAAUGACGAUGGGAUAUUCGGUCGAGAUCGCGUUCGCAUUUGCAAUGCUCAUCGGUAUCAUGCAAUAUGUGUUGUUCAAUCGCCUUUACAUGUACGCCAAAUACUUGUCGGAAAAUGGAUUGGAGAGCAAGCAAUCAAUGGCUUAA